AUGCCUUCGAAGGUGUCAUGUUUAGACCUUCUGACAGUGGUGUGCUGGGCGAGCGCUCCGUGGUACCUGAGUAUAUCUCGUCCAACGUCCACGUAUGUCGGCCACAUGUCCCUGUCCAUACGGAAGGCUGUGGAACCCCCCCAAAACAUCACCUUCACCUACAUCCGCACCCGCCCCCUCAACCCACACGGCUUUGAGUUUGUCAUCAACGAGGCCAAGAAGUGCGAAGGCGACGCUCCCUUCCUGGUCAUCCUCAUCAGCACCAGGCACAAGGAGUUUGACGCGCGGCAGGCCAUCCGGGAGACAUGGGGCAACGAGAGCACCUUCGGAGACAUCCGCAUCCUAACCAUCUUCCUGCUGGGGAGGAACACGGACAACGUCCUGAACCAGAUGGUGGAGCAGGAGAGUCAGAUCUUUCACGACAUUGUGGUGGAGAACUUUAUCGAUUCGUACCACAACCUCACCCUCAAGACCAUGAUGGGUAUGCGCUGGGUGACGACCUUCUGCCCCAAGGCGCAGUACAUCUUGAAGACAGACAGCGACAUCUUCGUCAACAUGGACAAUCUGAUUUACAAGCUCCUGAAGCCCUCCACCAAGCCGAGAAGAAGGUAUUUCACUGUCUACGUGAUAAACGACGGUCCCAAAAGGGAUAUGCGCAGUAAGUGGUACAUGCCCAGAGACUUGUACCCCGAUAAUAAAUAUCCUCCAUUCUGCUCGGGCACCGGCUACGUGUUCUCGUCAGAUGUGGCCGAGCAAAUCUACAAGACUUCGCUCCACACGAGACUGUUGCACCUCGAGGAUGUGUACGUGGGACUGUGUUUGCGUAAGCUGGGUAUACACCCUUAUCAGAACAGGGGUUUCAAUUCCUGUAAAAUGGCCUACAGUCUGUGCAGGUACAGGCGGCAUAUCACCGUCCACCAGAUCUCCCUGGAGGAGAUGCACCACAUAUUCAAUGACAUGUCCAGCAAGAAGCACGUGAGAUGUUAG
Limanda limanda (common dab) is the source of this 987-nucleotide messenger RNA. RefSeq names its product beta-1,3-galactosyltransferase 1-like. Lineage: Eukaryota; Metazoa; Chordata; Actinopteri; Pleuronectiformes; Pleuronectidae. The transcript has a single exon. The record is from RefSeq and is a predicted model, not a curated record. Gene Ontology annotation, cellular component: membrane. Bases 1 to 987 code for a protein of 328 amino acids. Gene Ontology annotation, molecular function: N-acetyl-beta-D-glucosaminide beta-(1,3)-galactosyltransferase activity.